Molecule: messenger RNA, 995 nt
Organism: Nestor notabilis (Kea)
Lineage: Eukaryota; Metazoa; Chordata; Aves; Psittaciformes; Psittacidae
Product: hyccin-like
Exons: 4
Biological process (GO): protein localization to plasma membrane; phosphatidylinositol phosphate biosynthetic process
Cellular component (GO): plasma membrane
Source: RefSeq, a predicted model, not a curated record
AAUUUGUGUCUGUGGAUAUCCUCGCCAACAAGUAAGGAAGUACAAGGGAGUCAACUGUAGGAUUCCAGUUUCAUCUGAAUUCAUGGUGCAGAUGCUAACAGGGAUUUAUUAUGCCUUUUAUAAUGGAGAAUGGGAUCUGGCCCGUAAAGCUAUGGAUGACAUUUUGUAUAGAGCACAGCUGGAACUGUAUCCAGAACCUUUGCUGGUUGCUAAUGCAAUAAAAGCUUCACUGCCUCAGGGUGCCAUGAAAUCUAGUAAAGAAGGUACAAGAUGCAUUCAGGUUGAAAUUACACCUACUUCAUCCAGAAUAUCAAGAAAUGCUGUGACUAGCAUGUCUAUCCGAGGGCAUAGGUGGAAAAGGCAUGGUAAUACUGAUUUAGAGAUACAAGAAGAACUGAUCGAAGUAUCUGAAAGUGAUGAAGGGUUUUACUCUAGGGCUACUUCUAGCACAAGUCAGUCUGCCCUAUCCAACAGCAGCAACAUGAGCAGUAAGAACCUUUUAGGGAAGAGCCAACGAAGGUCUGGAGGAAGCAAAGCUGGAGGAAAGGAAAAAGAAGGAGAAACCUGCAGAGAACACUUGUCACGAAAACAAACUCAGAGAGCCAUGAGUGAGAAUCUAGAGCUUGUCUCUCUGAAGAGACUGACACUGACAACUAGCCAGUCCCUGCCUAAGCCUGGCAGCCACAGUCUGGCCAGAACCACCACUACAGUGUUUAGUAAAUCCUUUGAACAGGUCAGUGGUGUCACAGUUCCAAAUAAUCGUGGUGGUGUAUCUGGUACAGAGGCAAACAGGUUUUCAGCUUGCAGUCUUCAGGAGGAAAAACUGAUAUAUGGAACAGAAAGAUCAGAUUUUCCGAUCUUAAGCAAGCAACCUAACCAGCAGCGACCUCCUAGUAUUAGCAUAACUUUGUCAACAGAUUGAUAUUCAAUUGGCAAGUAUGAAAACUAAAAUAUUGAGGAUUUAUGCUGGUAUUGGUGCAUUGGUACGUUAAGCU